AUCCGCAACCGGGCAGUUGUCGAUCAGGCGCCGCGCUAAUCGGACCUAGUUUCUUCGUUUCGUCUUUGGUCGGCGAAUCCUGCCGUGCAGCAGUAGCAGCAGUCCUUUUGCCGGGUUCAGUGAAACUGAUAACAGCUAGGCUAUAGUGUGGUGUGAUACGCGGUGAUAAGGGAUUAAGAAAUUGUGAAUGUGAGGUGCUCUGCUCUAGGACUGUUAUAGAAUUGCGGUGCUGUUGAAGAAAAACGGCGAUGGUGUCCCUUCGAGCGGGACUAGUUUUCAUAGUUGCAGCGAUUGCUGUUGUGGAGCAAUGUUGCUGGGCUUGCAGCAAGGUUCCAGUGUUCAAUGGCCGUGCGGUGACCAAGGAGAAGAAACCCGGAGAUAACGGAUAUCGGCUGGCAGUGCGCAACGAUCCCAGCGGCUACGAACCGGGCAAGAUCUAUAACUUAUUCCUGGUCGGUUCCCGAACGCACAUCAAACUCCAGCAGUUCACCCAUUUUAUGUUGACGGCUCAAGCCACCACUGGAACAUCGAAGAACGCCCGCACCUUCAUCGCCGGUCCGAAACGGGUCGGCCGGUUCCAACUGUUUAGCGAUUCGCUGACUAAGUUCUACGACAGCUGCGUCAACACCGUAACCCAAGCGGAUGACUUCCCCAAAACGGAAAUCCAGGUCAUGUGGGUUGCACCGGCCAGCGGUUCCGGAUGCGUCAGUCUGUCGGCAAUGGUUUUCGAAGGCGAGGAGUCCUGGUACUCGGACGACGGUGCCCUGACCAAGGUUCUGUGUGAGAUCAAACCGGACCCGUCGGCUGUUAAGGGGGAAUGCUGCGCGUGCGAUGAGGCCAAGUAUAAUUUUGUCUUCGAGGGAAUCUGGUCCAACGAAACGCAUUCGAAAGACUUCCCAUUCGCCGUAUGGUUGACACACUUUUCGGAUGUCAUCGGUGCUUCACAUGAUACGAAUUUUUCAUUCUGGGGUGAGAAUCACAUCUCUACCGAUGGAUUCCGAUCGCUAGCCGAGUGGGGUUCGAUUCGUCAAUUGGAGCAGGAGCUGCGUGCCAAAGGCCCUCGGCUAAGGACGUUGAUCAAAGCGGCCGGACUGUGGUACCCGAGAGUUAAUUCCAAUACGACUUCAAACUUCCGAGUGGAUCGAAAGCAUCAUAAGGUUUCACUGGCGUCCAUGUUCGGACCUUCUCCGGAUUGGGUUGUUGGUGUUAGUGGACUGGAUCUAUGCAGCGAGGAUUGUACCUGGGUGGAAUCACUGGAUAUUGAUCUGUACCCGUGGGAUGCUGGUACGGAUAGUGGAAUAAGCUAUAUGUCGGCAAAUUCCGAGACGCAGCCAAGGGAGAGAAUGCAUCGAAUCACAACACUGUAUCCAGAGGAUCCACGUGCUCCAUUCUACAAUCCAAAAUCGAAGGAAAUGGUUCCGCUGGCCAGGGUUUACUUCCGACGGGAGAAGGUUAUCCAUAGAAACUGUGAUGAUGAGUUUCUUCAGGCACAGGUACUGGAAUUGGCGGAGAAUACCGAAGAAGUCAAUAGGCCAGAGUGUGAGACAACCGGGUACAGCGAGUGGACACCCUGCUCGGUUACAUGCGGAAAAGGAAUUCAUAUGAGGACGCGCGAAUAUCUAAAACCGGAACAGGCUGCUAGGUUCCAGUGCAAUAGGCAACUGAUUUCUAAGGAGAUGUGCGUAGCGGAUGUUCCUGAAUGUGUCGAGGGUCAGGAGUCGGAGGAUAGUUCGGAGGAUAUUCGGAAGACGGCGGCUGCUGUCAAUGACGAUGGAGACGGGGUUGGAGUGUGCAAGACCACGAGAUGGAGCGAAUGGUCGGAAUGUUCGGCUACUUGUGGAAUUGGAGUCUCUAUGAGGACCAGGACGUUCGUCAACCACAUGGGAAGGAAGAAGUGUCCACAUAUUAGUGUUGUUGAAAAAGAGAAAUGCAUGCAACCGGAGUGUUCGCUAACUGAUGCAGAAGUUCCGGAUCCGAUGUGCCCAACAACAGUAUGGAGUGAUUGGAGUCCUUGUAGUGCAACCUGUGGAAAUGGAGUUAAGAUCCGAACUCGUCUCCUGCUCGUAGGGCCCGAGCUACUGGAUAAGUGUUUCCAAAGGAUGGAACUGAACCAGCAAAGACCUUGCUCAGAAAAGGCGGACUGUAUAUUCGACUUAGCCACUGCUAGGGAAAUCUGCUCCGAAACUCCCGAUGCUGGACCGUGCCGCGGCAAGUACCAGCGAUAUGCAUUCGAUGGCGAACGGGACACCUGCGUGCCGUUUUUCUACGGUGGAUGUCGAGGAAAUCGUAACAAUUUCCUGACGAACGAGGAUUGCCUUCAAACCUGUCGAGCUACAAGAGAUGAUGAUCGUCGUCAUCCAACCACUGGACCGCUGCAAGAUUUGGAAGCAGGCUUACCGGUGGAUUGUGUCCUAUCCGAUUGGACCGAGUGGAGUUCAUGCAGUGUAACGUGCGGUACGGGUCGAUCCGAGCGAAAGCGGAACGUUGUGGUACGGGAACGGAAUGGUGGUCAACCUUGCCCCAGUAGGCACAUCAAGCGACGAAAGUGCACUGGGCCACCGUGUGCAUUUGAAAAUUGAAAGAAAUUCAUUUUUAUUUGAAUUUUUUCCUUUUUUUUUUAAAAAUACUCGGACUAAACAUCGUUCAUAAAUACUUAGAUUUCUCUUGAGUAGCAUUUUUAAGCAAAUUUUAUGCUUCUGAAUAAAAUCAUGAUCAAUAAAUUCAAGAUA
Ochlerotatus camptorhynchus is the source of this 2729-nucleotide messenger RNA. It is a transcript of the gene fat-spondin, whose product is annotated as fat-spondin. The coding region runs from base 249 to 2579 and encodes 776 amino acids. The record is from RefSeq and is a predicted model, not a curated record. NCBI's taxonomy places the organism in Eukaryota, Metazoa, Arthropoda, Insecta, Diptera, Culicidae. Gene Ontology annotation, biological process: cell adhesion. Gene Ontology annotation, cellular component: extracellular matrix. Gene Ontology annotation, molecular function: serine-type endopeptidase inhibitor activity. The transcript is spliced from 5 exons.